AUGUCUGGACAACACAAUUCCAACGCAUCUCCUGGUCAUAACCUCAACAGAUCUCUCACUCAUACCCCAAACACACCUCCUGGAGUUAACCAUAGGCAGCACCAGAUUCAUUCACGAAGCAAUACAGGCUAUGGCUAUCCCGCUCCUGUUAGUGGCGGUAAUACGCAAGGUGUCCCUCAACAGACUGGAAAUACUGUGGCCUUUCCUUAUAUUCCUGCUGCUCAGGGUGUGGGUGCAGGUCCUACUCGAGGCGAACCGGGCCGUGUCAUAAACCAUGCUCCUAUGGGAUACCAAAAUUUACACAGUGCACUGGGACAACCUCACAGGAUGGGCCUUACCAAUUACCACAGUGAUCUCAUAAAGCUUCAAAGUCGUUAUGUGUCCCCUAGUGCACCUUUGCCAUCUUCUGUUCAUACUCAGAAUGAGGCCCCACUACGUCCUUACGACUAUAGCCCUCCUGCGCCAGAACAUUUUGGUAUGUAUCCGACACCACAGCGACAGAAAACCGCUGAAGCGCAGAUGGAUGGAUUGCAAAGACGUGGAAAGGCCGGCAACAUGUCUGACAUUGGGGAUAAUGGUCAUCAAUUCACUAAAUUCAAGAAAUAUUCCAACAAGAAUGUCUAUGACUCUGUCCUCAAAAGACAUCACUCGGGUUCAUGUCCUCGUACCGGUGUAGCGGGUUCUUCUUCUAUCAGGCGAAACAUAGUUCCAACAGCUUUUGGAUUUGAAAAGUGCCAACUAUGCGGCCAACCUUUUGGGACCAGUGACACUGGGAAUCAUGAGCGUAACUGUCUUGGGCACAUCACAACGAAGGGAAAGGGAAAGGGGACGAGGGAGGAUGCUGGAAAAGAUUAA
Lentinula edodes (shiitake mushroom) is the source of this 855-nucleotide messenger RNA. RefSeq lists its product as uncharacterized. The record is from RefSeq and is a predicted model, not a curated record. The transcript has 3 exons. NCBI's taxonomy places the organism in Eukaryota, Fungi, Basidiomycota, Agaricomycetes, Agaricales, Omphalotaceae. The coding region runs from base 1 to 855 and encodes 284 amino acids.